AUGAAUGGCUUCAGAUUGCCUGAUCCCAUGAACGCAGGGUAUGAGCCAUACAUAGACAUAGAACCAAGGAUGAUUCCAGGCACCAAUAGAAGCAGACAGGCUAAUUUAGUAGACUCUAGGGACUUUACACCAAGAAACAAGCCGAAUUACGAUUCUAGAGAGGAUUCCGUGUCAGCAAUACGACUGAAUAAUCACGUGAACCAGGCACAUACAUUGGGGAGGAACGUGUAUCGUUCAAAAGAGGUAACUGGUGGAACCGGCAGGCAAGCUAAACCCAAUGUCAACAACAGCAACGUAACACGUGUAACAGAGAGUCUUUAUAACCAGGAUUUUGAGGGCAGGUCAGUGAAUUACGAGUCCAUACACACCGAUUUAAACAGUACCAUAUUGAGCAACUACACUGAGGGAAUCUCAUCAGUCGGUAGUUUCGAGUAUAAAUAUUACAGAAGCAACGAUCCUGACGGUUACUCUGAGGCCAAUUACACUGAUAAGUACGGAAGGGAAAGCGCAAUCCAACCCAGGAGCCAUACUGUCAAAAGGACUCCCGAGAGGCCGAGCAGGCCCAGCAAAGAGACAAUCGCCCAUAAUAAAAUCAAGUCAAGCCACCAAAUAGUUAAGUUGCCCAGUAGGACACCCAAUAGUCAAGUUGAUAUCAUCGGUUCAGAUGGACCUGAUGAUGACAUUGGGUUUUACCAGUUAACUAGGGACGAAUUGUGUAGAGGUUUGGGCUCCAUUGGCCUAGCAUUGAGCAAAGUCUUCAGCCUUACGGGUAAGGGUGUCUUGUACCUUUGCAGCUCAAUCACAGACAGUACUGAGGGCCUUUUUGAGACGGAAAGGAACACGGCUGGCAAAGUGGCCGAGUUGCAUAGCAGGGGUGACACCAACUAUCCACACUGCAACUGUUCAAUUAACUCUAACAAAGACCAUAGGGCCAUCCCUGAUCUCCACAUCAAUUAUGAUACAUCGUGCCAAUUGAAUGGUGGAGUACACAAAUACACCAAUCGAAGGCACAAUGCUGCAUUUUAUGACAAACAAGAAGGUGGUGGCAAAUACAUCAACGACAGUCACACUUACAUGGAUGUCCACUUAUUAGAAAGGGGAAGAGAACAGAAGGCCAAUAAUGAACAAAUGUACUACAGAAAUGUGAACAACAAACCAAGUGAAUACGACAAAAAACACGUUAAUAACCCUGGCUACCUAAACAAAGCAAACAGCCACUACGAUAAUUUUAAAAUUGAAUUUGGCGAAGAUUUAGAUUAUUCAAAUGGGACUUGUAUUCCAGAGAAUGGCUAUGAACUUAACUGUCCAGAUGUGAACCGAAUGAAUAGAAACAUAUACAGGGAUAGGGAAUUGCGUAGAGGUAAUAGGAUGGUUGAAAGAACUGUGAACAGCAGAUUCGUAAGCAGCUAUUCAAUCGAGGAACCCUUCAAUACGCCCACACACAAUGUUAAAAGCCCUGAGGCUGCAAGUGUUCUGUCCAACCUGGGGAAUCAUGAUAUUCGAAGUAUUCAGUCCAAUAGUGUUGUACAAAAGUCCAUUGUCAACACAAGUAGCAUAAGGCCCGUUGAAUUCAACAAGGAAAAGGUAAAUUCACACGGGUUUGACAAGCUUAAGACUGUGGAAAUGGCAGAGAGAACUAGAAAGAACACUCUGGAUGGAACCAAUUUCGGCAGACCAUGUGUAAGUGCAUACGGAGCAGAUACCAAUGAACCAGAAAACAAACCCAGUGAAAAGCCAAAUAUGAGAACAUCAGAGGGUGAAAGCACAGGUUCCUAUAAACCACCUGAAGAGCAAGAAGCAAAGUACCUGAGAACUGAAAUAAGGGAGCAGUUGAGCCUAAAAGGGGAUUUAAUGAAGGAGCUUAAAGAUCAACAAACAGAUGAAAUCGAUGAUAACACAUCGAAAAGUUUUAUUAGCCUGAGUAACAACGACAGCACUUCUCAAAGUAAUUACAGCAGAACCAAAAGUGUAGAUGGUAUAUCAAUAGGAGACGGAAGUUCUAAUAAGAGCCUGGAUAAAAUAUCAAUUGCAGAAUAUGAUACAGAUAAAAGCGUGGAUAGCAUAUCAAUGGGAGAAGAUGAGUCAAAAGAUGGAAGAAAGAAAAAAAAUAAGAAAGGAUUGUUUUCAUUCGGGAAGAAAACAAAAUAA
This is a messenger RNA of Theileria orientalis strain Shintoku, 2148 nucleotides long. RefSeq lists its product as hypothetical. The transcript has a single exon. The coding region runs from base 1 to 2148 and encodes 715 amino acids. NCBI's taxonomy places the organism in Eukaryota, Apicomplexa, Aconoidasida, Piroplasmida, Theileriidae. The record is from RefSeq and is a predicted model, not a curated record.